AUGCUCCUCGCUGCGCUCCCCGCGCUGGCUGCGUGCAGCGCGCUGCGUCCGAGCUUUCGCCAGCCCUCCGCGCCCACGCGGCGGCACGCGAUGAUAUUCGCCAGCGAGGGCGACAAACUCGAAACGGAACGAGCCGCAGUCGAGGCAAACGCGUCGCAGUUCAGCGAGUCAACGUGGUCCGAGGCGGUCGCGUCGGUGGAGGCGGCGCUCGCGGCCGGCUGGGAGGCGCAGGCCGAGGAGAGGGCAGAACUGCGCGCCGCCAUCGAGGCGCGCGCGGAAGAGUGA
This is a messenger RNA of Emiliania huxleyi CCMP1516, 285 nucleotides long. RefSeq lists its product as hypothetical. The record is from RefSeq and is a predicted model, not a curated record. The transcript is spliced from 3 exons. NCBI's taxonomy places the organism in Eukaryota, Haptophyta, Isochrysidales, Noelaerhabdaceae. Bases 1 to 285 code for a protein of 94 amino acids.